Molecule: messenger RNA, 849 nt
Organism: Penicillium waksmanii
Lineage: Eukaryota; Fungi; Ascomycota; Eurotiomycetes; Eurotiales; Aspergillaceae
Product: LYR motif-containing protein
Exons: 3
Coding region: 1-849 (282 amino acids)
Source: RefSeq, a predicted model, not a curated record
AUGCUAAUUCCUAAGUCCUCUGGGGUACAUCGCUUUGCUUGUUUAUCUCUCUAUCGAGCUCUCCUGCGACAAUGUUCUCCCUUGGCCGAUAGCCCGCCGUGGCGCGGCGAGACAAGAACUCUCGUCAAGCAAAAAUUUCGGAAAUACAGAGGACUAGAUAGUCCUACCCAGAUAGCAAACUCCCUUCAAGCCGGCUAUCAGACACUCGACCUGCUAGGAUCCGCUUCCAAUGGCAACGGCCAAGAUGCCAGCAAACUCAGCACCAUUCUUGAACAGGCUAGACAAGCGAAAGUGGAAUUGGUGGCACAACAAAAACGACUCAGGGAGGAGAAGGCACCGAAGCCCCUGUCUGCCAAAGAUUUACGGAAACUGGAAACGAAGCGUUUCGAGGAAAAGACCCGAGUGCGUCAUCCAAAUACAUCUUCGAUCUUAUCCCGUCCACAUCCGGUGAAAGGCGUGCGCAAAAUACCAGUCCUGGUCAAUGCACGGGGACUGCCUUUCUUGCGAAUCAAAAAGCCGCAACCGACAAAUGUUAGCGGUGUCAUACGGCAUAAACUGGAAAGACGGUGGAAGCGCAUCCUGCGCCGAGACAGAUUGACAAUCGAUCUUCUUUUCGCUAAAGACGAGGAUAGUUGGGACCAGAUGACGGGUGCUCAGGAGCCAUCUACUUGGGCACGGCAUUACCAACUAGGUCUCACUGAAGUAUUUGACCAGAUUCGUGAAUCGGAUGAAGCCGCUGCAGAACUGGCCCAAAAAAUGUGGAAUGUCGUACUCAAGGAGCGCGCUAUGGCAGAGGAAGAAGAAAAAGCGAGGCGUGCAGGAGAUGAUUCUCUUGCAGGCCGAGAUUGA